UUAUCAUUUAAAAACUGUUGUAUUUAAUUUCCAAUAUGAAAAUUAGCCUUUUCCUAGUCAAAUGUUUAUCAGAAAUGCUUACCUUUGAAAAAUUUUGUGAAUUUUGGCCAUUAUUUUCCAACUAUCUUCUGUUUGUAUCAGAACUAGAAAAUCCUGAGAAACUUAAAGCCUUCAAUUCUUCUGCAUGGUACUUUUCUCUGUGCUGGAGCCGACCCUCCGGCUAUGUGGAUAGGUAUCAUGUGGAUCUUGUUCCUGACAGUGGCUUUGUUACUAUCAAAGAUCUUGGAGGUGGAGAAUAUCAGGUUGAUAUUUCCAAUGCUGUUCCUGAUACGAGGUAUGACACAACCAUCUCUUCUAUUUCUGCUACAACAUAUAGCUCACCUGUUAGUAGGACAGUGACGAAUGUUACAAAACCAGGGCCUCCAGUCUUCCUAGCUGGGGAGAGAGUUGGAUCUGCUGGGAUUCUUCUUUCUUGGAACACUCCACCUAACCCGAAUGGAAGGAUUAUAUCUUACAUCGUUAAAUAUAAGGAGGUAUGCCCGUGGAUGCAAACGGUGUACACACAAGUCAGGACAAAACCAGACAGUCUGGAAGUUCUUCUUACUAACCUUAAUCCUGGAACAACAUAUGAAAUUAAGGUUGCUGCUGAAAACAGUGCUGGCAUUGGAGUAUUUAGCGAUCCCUUUCUUUUCCAGACUGCAGAAAGUGCACCAGGAAAGGUGGUCAAUCUCACAGUUGAGGCCUUCAACUACUCAGCUGUAAACCUGAUUUGGUAUUUACCUCGGCAACCAAAUGGCAGAAUUACCAGCUUCAAGAUUAGUGUCAAACAUGCCAGGAGUGGGAUGGUAGUGAAAGACGUCUCUGUCAGAGUAGAGGACAUCUUGACUGGGAAACUCCCAGAAUGUAAUGAAAAUAGUGACUCUUUUCUGUGGAGUACAUCCAGCCCUUCUCCAACCCUUGGUAGAAUCACGCCUCCAUCACGUACCACAUAUACAUGGAGCUCCUUGUCGCGGAGUAGGAUCAGCUCUGUGUGGAAAGAGCCUAUCAGUUUUGUAGUGACACAUUUGAGACCGUAUACAACCUAUCUUUUCGAAGUUUCAGCUGUUACAACUGAAGCAGGUUAUAUUGAUAGUACCAUUGUCAGAACACCAGAAUCAGUGCCUGAAGGACCACCACAAAACUGUAUAGCGGGCAAUGUCACAGAAAAGUCCUUUUCAAUUUCAUGGGACCCACCAAGUGUAGUAACAGGAAAGUUUAGUUAUAGAGUUGAAUUAUAUGGGCCAUCAGGUCAGAUUUUGGAUAAUAGCACAAAAGACCUUAAAUUUGCAUUCACUAACCUAACACCAUUUACACUGUAUGAUGUUUAUGUUGCUGCUGAAACCAGUGCAGGGGUUGGACCCAAGUCAAAUCUUUCCAUAUUCACUCCUCCAGAUGUUCCAGGUGCAAUAUUUGAUUUACAACUAGCAGAGGUAGAAGCCACGGAAAUUAGAAUUACUUGGAGAAAACCACGACAACCAAAUGGAAUCAUUAACCAAUAUCGAGUGAAAGUGUUGGUUUCAGAGACUGGUGUAGUUUUGGAAAAUACCUUGCUCACAGGAAGAGAUGAGUUUAUAAAUGACCCCAUGUCUCCAGAAAUGAUGAACAUAGUGGAACCGAUGAUAGGAUUUUAUGAGGGUUCGGCAGAAAUGUCUUCUGAUCUGCACUCACUGGCUUCGUUUGUGUAUAACAAUUAUCUACAUAAUAACUUUCCUGUAAGGAGUAGAGCUGAUGACCAGCAUUCCCUCAUUGUAACCACAAGGAAUCAGUAUAUCACUGACAUUGCUGCCGAACAGCUGUCUUACGUUAUCAGGCAACUUGCACCUUUCACUGAGUACAUGAUUAGUGUAUCUGCUUUCACCAUCAUGGGGGAAGGACCACCAACGGUUCUCAAUGUUAGGACUCGUGAACAAGUGCCAAGCUCCAUUCAAACUAUAAACUAUAGAAAUAUUAGUUCUUCAUCUAUUUUGCUAUACUGGGAUCCUCCUGAAUAUCCCAAUGGAAAAAUAACUCAUUAUACCAUUUAUGCAAUGGAACUGGAUACAAACAGAGCAUUCCAGAUGACUACUGUAGAUAACAACUUUCUCAUAACAGGGCUAAAGAAAUACACAAAAUACAAAAUGAGAGUGGCUGCCUCUACUCAAGUUGGGGAAAGUUCUUUGUCUGAAGAAAAUGAGAUCUUUGUGAGAACUCCAGAAGAUGAGCCAGAAUCACCACCUCAAGAUGUUGAAGUAAUAGAUGUAUCUGCAAGUGAAAUAAGGUUAAAGUGGUCACCGCCUGAAAAACCCAAUGGGAUUAUUGUUGCUUAUGAAGUGCUCUAUAAAGAUAUAGAUAAUUUGCUUAUAAAGAACACCUCGACAACAAGUAUAACUUUAAGGGACUUAAAACCUUAUACCCUCUAUAACAUUUCUGUCAGGUCAUAUACCAAAUUUGGUCAUGGCAAUCAGUCAUCUGCAUUACUGUCUAUAAGAACCUCUGAGACUGUGCCCAGUAGUGCACCAGAAAAUGUUACUUACAAAAAUAUUUCUUCUGGAGAAAUUGAGAUAUCAUUCCUUCCCCCACAUAGUCCCAAUGGAAUUAUACAAAAAUAUACAAUUUAUCUCAAGAGAAGUAAUGGAAUUGAGGAAAGAAGUAUAAAUACCACCUCUUUGACCCAGAACAUAAAAGGGCUGAAGAAAUAUACCCAAUAUGUAAUUGAGGUUUCUGCUAGUACACACAAAGGUGAAGGACUUCGAAGUGCACCAAUAGGCGUAUUGACUGAGGAAGAUGGUAAAUAUAGUACUCCUGAUUCUCCCCCUCAAGAUUUCUCUGUAAAACAGUUGUCUGGUGUCACGGUGAAGUUGUCAUGGCAACCACCUCUGGAGCCAAAUGGAAUUAUCCUCUAUUACACAGUUUAUGUCUGGGAUGUAUCAUCACUUAAAACUAUUAAUGCAACUGAAACAUCAUUAGAGUUUUCAGAUUUGGACUACAAUGUUGAAUAUAGUGCCUAUGUAACAGCUAGCACCAGAUUUGGCGAUGGAAAAACAAGAAGCAGUAUCAUUAACUUUCGAACACCAGAGGGAGCACCCAGUGAUCCUCCCAGGGAUGUUCAUUAUGUAAAUCUCAGUUCUUCAUCAAUAAUUCUCUUUUGGACACCUCCUUCAAAGCCUAAUGGGAUCAUACAAUAUUAUUCUGUUUAUUAUAGAAAUACUUCAGGUACUUACAUGCAGAAUUUUACACUCCAUGAAGUAACCAAUGAGUUUGGCAAUGUGACCGUUUCUGCAAUAAUAGAUGAAUUGGCAAUAUUCAGCUACUAUACAUUUUGGUUAACAGCAAGUACUUCAGUUGGAAAUGGGAAUAAAAGCAGUGACAUAAUUCAAGUGUAUACAGAUCAAGACAUACCCGAAGGGCUUGUUGGAAACCUGACUUACAAGUCUAUUUCGUCAACUGCGAUAAAUGUAAGCUGGGUCCCACCGUCUUACCCAAAUGGUCUCGUCUUCUACUAUGUUUCACUGAACUUACAACAGAUUCCUCGCCAUGUGAGACCACCUCUAGUUACAUAUGACACCAGCAUAUAUUUUGAUAAUCUGGAAAAAUACACUGAUUACAUAUUAGAAAUCACUCCAUCAACUGAAAAGGGAUUCUCUGAUACCUAUACCGCCCAACUACUCAUCAAAACUGAAGAAGAUGUACCAGAAACUUCACCAAUAAUCAACACUUUUAAAAACCUUUCCUCUACCUCAGUUCUCCUAUCAUGGGAUCCCCCAGUAAAGCCAAAUGGUGCAAUAAUAAGUUAUGAUUUAAUUUUACAAGGACCAAAUGAAAAUUAUUCUUUUAUUACUUCUGAUAACUAUAUAAUUUUGGAAGAACUUUCACCAUUUACAUUAUAUAGUUUUUUUGCUGCUGCAAGAACUGUUAAAGGACUCGGUCCUUCCAGUAUUCUUUUCUUUUACACAGAUGAGUCAGUGCCGUUAGCACCUCCUCAAAAUUUGACUUUAAUGAACUACACUUCAGACUUUGUAUGGCUGAAAUGGAGCCCCAGUCCUCUUCCAGGCGGUAUUGUUAAAAUAUACAGUCUUAAAAUUCAUGAACAUGAGAGUGAUACUAUAUCAUAUAAGAAUAUUUCAGGUUUUCAAACUGAAGCCACACUUGUUGGACUGGAACCAGUCAGCACUUACUCUGUCAGCGUAUCUGCAUUUACCAAAGUUGGAAAUGGCAAUCAAUAUAGUAAUGUAGUAAACUUCACAACCCAAGAAUCAGUUCCAGAUAUCGUGCAGAAUCUGCAGUGUACGGCAAGAAACUGGCAGUCAGUUCUAGUGACAUGGGAUCCGCCCAAGAAAUCAAAUGGAAUAAUUACACAUUAUAUGAUAACGGUUGAAAGGAAUUCUGCAAAAGCUUCUCCCCAAGAUCUCACAUACACUUUUGUAAAGCUUCUUGCCAACACCUCAUAUGUAUUCAAAGUAAGAGCUGCAACUUCGGCUGGGGAAGGCAGUGAGAGCACCUGUAGUGCCAGCACACCUCCUGAGACAGUUCCCAGUGCUCCCAGAAACAUUGCUAUUUCUGAUGUUCAGUCAACUAGUGCAACACUGACGUGGAUAAGACCCGAUACUAUCCUUGGCUACUUCCAAAAUUACAAGAUAACCACUCAGCUUCGUGCUCAAGAAUGCAGAGAAUGGCAAUCUGAAGAAUGUGUUGAGUAUCAAAAAAUUCAGUACCUUUAUGAAGCUGACCUAACUGAAGAGACAGUGUAUGGGUUAAAGAAAUUUAGAUGGUAUAGAUUCCAAGUGGCAGCCAGCACCAAUGCUGGCUAUGGCAAUGCUUCCAAUUGGAUUUCCAUAAAAACCCUGCCUGGCCCUCCAGAUGGUCCUCCUGAAAAUGUGCAAGUAGUAGCAACAUCACCUUUCAGCAUCAACAUCAGCUGGGGUGAACCUGCUGUCAUCACAGGACCAACAUACUACCUGAUUGACAUCAAAUCGGUAGAUCAUGAUGAAUUCAAUAUUUCUUUCAUCAAAUCAAAUGAAGAAAAUAAAACCAUGGAAAUUAAAGACUUAAAAAUAUUUACCAGAUAUUCUGUUGUGAUCACUGCAUUUACUGGAAAUGUAAGUGCUGCAUAUAUAGAAGGGAAGUCAAGCCCUGAAGUCAUUGUGACUACUUUAGAAUCAGCACCCAAGGAUUCACCUAACAACAUGACAUUUCAGAAGAUACCAAAUGAAGUUACAAAAUUUCAACUAACAUUCCUUCCUCCUUCUCAACCUAAUGGAAAUAUCCAAGUAUAUCAAGCACUGGUUUACCGAGAAGAUGAUCCCACAGCUGUUGAGAUUCAUAACCUCAGUAUCAUCCAGAAAACUGACACAUCCGUCAUUGCAAUGUUAGAAGGACUAAAAGGUGGACAUACAUAUAAUAUCAGUGUUUAUGCAAUCAAUAGUGCUGGUGCAGGGCCAAAAGUUCAGAUGAGGAUAACCAUGGAUAUCAAAGCUCCAGCACGACCAAAAACCAAGCCAACCCCUAUUUAUGAUGCCACAGGAAAACUUCUUGUGACUUCAACAACAAUUACAAUCAGAAUGCCAAUAUGUUAUUACAGUGAUGAUCAUGGACCAAUCAAAAACGUACAAGUGCUUGUGGCAGAAACAGGAGCUCAGCAUGAUGGAAAUGUAACAAAGUGGUAUGAUGCAUAUUUUAAUAAAGCAAGGCCAUAUUUUACAAAUGAAGGCUUCCCUAACCCUCCAUGUAUAGAAGGAAAGACAAAGUUCAGUGGCAAUGAAGAAAUCUAUGUCAUAGGUGCUGAUAACGCAUGUAUGAUUCCUGGCAAUGAAGAGAAAAUUUGCAAUGGACCUCUGAAACCAAAAAAGCAGUAUUUAUUUAAAUUUAGAGCCACAAAUGUCAUGGGACAAUUUACUGACUCUGAUUAUUCUGACCCUGUUAAGACUUUAGGUGAAGGACUUUCAGAAAGAACUGUAGAGGUCAUUCUCUCAGUCACAUUGUGUAUCCUUUCAAUAAUUCUUCUUGGAACAGCCAUAUUUGCAUUUGCAAGAAUUCGACAGAAGCAGAAAGAAGGUGGCACAUACUCUCCUCGGGAUGCAGAAAUUAUUGACACUAAAUUCAAGCUGGAUCAACUCAUCACAGUGGCAGACCUGGAGCUGAAGGAUGAGAGAUUAACUCGGUUACUUAGUUAUAGAAAAUCCAUCAAGCCAAUAAGCAAGAAAUCCUUCCUGCAACAUGUUGAAGAGCUUUGCACAAACAACAACCUAAAGUUUCAGGAAGAAUUUUCGGAAUUACCAAAAUUUCUUCAGGAUCUUUCUUCAACAGAUGCUGAUCUCCCUUGGAAUAGAGCAAAAAAUCGCUUUCCAAACAUAAAACCAUAUAAUAAUAACAGAGUGAAGUUGAUAGCUGAUGCUAGUAUUCCAGGAUCAGAUUACAUUAAUGCCAGCUAUGUUUCUGGCUACUUGUGUCCAAAUGAAUUUAUUGCUACACAAGGCCCAUUACCAGGAACAGUUGGAGAUUUUUGGAGAAUGGUGUGGGAAACCAGAGCAAAAACAUUAGUAAUGCUAACACAGUGUUUUGAAAAAGGGCGGAUAAGAUGCCAUCAGUAUUGGCCAGAGGACAACAAACCUGUUACCGUCUUUGGAGAUAUAGUGAUUACAAAGCUUAUGGAGGAUGUUCAAAUAGAUUGGACCAUCAGGGAUUUGAAAAUUGAAAGGCAUGGGGAUUACAUGACAGUUCGACAGUGUAAUUUUACUGGUUGGCCUGAACAUGGAGUUCCUGAAAACAGUACCCCUCUAAUUCACUUUGUGAAGUUGGUUCGAGCAAGCAGAGCACAUGACACCACACCUAUGAUUGUUCAUUGCAGUGCUGGGGUUGGAAGAACUGGAGUUUUUAUUGCUCUGGACCACUUGACACAGCAUAUAAAUGACCAUGACUUUGUGGACAUAUAUGGACUAGUAGCUGAAUUGAGAAGUGAAAGAAUGUGUAUGGUGCAGAACCUGGCACAGUAUAUAUUUUUACACCAGUGCAUUCUGGACCUCUUAUCAAAUAAAGGAAGUAAUCAACCUAUUUGUUUUGUUAACUAUUCUGCACUUCAGAAGAUGGACUCUCUGGAUGCCAUGGAAGGUGAUGUUGAGCUUGAAUGGGAAGAAACCACCAUGUAAAUAUUCAGAUCGGAGAUUACAACUGGAAGAUAUUUUCACAUCCCAGGGGCCAAAACUACCCCCUUGUGCUUCUGAAUUGAAAUAUAGAACCUUAAAGAAAUCUUUAUGCUUCCCUUACUGUGCCUUAUUACCUGAAGUGACGCUUUAAGGAAACUGCUAACUCACCAUAAUCACUUGUUUUUGUAUAGAGUAAAUCUCAUUCAUUUAAAAUGUUCAAGAGAAGACAUCCCAUAGGGUUUCUAAGUUCUCCAUAUUUCUGAACAAGCCAAAUAUAAAAUUAUUAUCAUACUAGCAUUAAUGUUUCAGUAUGAAUCCUCCCUAUAUAUUAGGUUUAAUUUUGAACGAAAGCCCAUAAAUGUUGAUUCAGUAGUGCUAUUUUGGCCUCCACAGUGUUGACGUUUCUUGUGGAUGACUUCCAGAACUGUCAUAAUGAUCUGUACUUCUAUGUACGCCUGUGUGUUUUGAAUCCUCUGUUUUAUGAGUGCUGAGAUAUCAUCUCCUGAUCCUGAACAGCUGAACAGUAACCCCCUGACACUGCAGGGAUUACAUAGCCUUUAUACAACACACAGUAGCUCUUUGGAGGAACUUAGGGCUAUUUAAAUUGCAUUGUGAUCUUGGGUUUGAAAAAAUGAAAAGAAAAAUUAAAAGUGCAAUUGCACAUAAUGAAGUUAUAAAGUACCUUUCUAGCUUAUAUGCAUUCGUCUGUUGUCAGGCACAAGUUGUACCACUGUAUUGUAUAUUUAAAUACAUAAAUGUAUCAGAGUAUUUGUACAUUAUAUUUAUAUUCAAUUGUUACUAACAAUUUUAAAAUGUUUCUUCAGCAGUAAUGUAUAAAAAUAGUAAUAAAAUCAUGUAGGGUGGCAUGAGCUUGUGAGCUAAUGAUGUGCUGCUGAGGUGCCAACAGACUUCUAAAUAGAUUAUAUUAAGUGGUUUUCAUUUCAUUUCCCAAGGGUGAUUAUGGACGAGUGUAUUUAGUGGAACUGAAAACAAAGAAAUUAACCAGGUUGUACCAAAGUAGAGAUUAAAAAAAAAAAAUCUUUCUGCCUCCAUUUUAUUAGAUACUGAUAUUGUACUAAAUAAAUUGAGCUAUAUGAAAUUAUUUUGUCAUAGAUUUCAAUUAAAGUUAAAAGUAAAUAGUAUUAACCAUUCUAUUUCUUCUAUAAAAAGAAUUAAAUAUUAUGCUUAUUUCUGCUGGACUAUACAUAUAGAAAAUGUGAUAGACGAUCAAAACUGAAUUUUAGUUAAUUAUUUUCCAGAAUUAUUCUGAGGUCCUUGAUUACAUAUAAAUUUGACUUUGUUUUAUAAAUCAAGAUAUAAUUGAUAAUUGUUAGUAAUAUCAUAUAUAACAUAUCUUAAUAUAAGAUGAUACUUUUCAUACAAGUGUAACAUGACAUGAUUUAUAUAAUGUAAAUAAUUAAUAUAUAAUCAUUUCCCAAGGCAUCCACAGAGAGUAAAUAGUUUUAGUAUGAAAUUGACUAUCCAACAAAUUAAGCCCUUUAGUCAAACAAGCAAUCUCUGAAACAAUAUAAAAUUUUCAUCUUUAUUUUUUCAUGGCAAGGAAAUGUAAAUAAAUACAAUCCACUAUUGUUCCAACAAACAA
Molecule: messenger RNA, 8760 nt
Organism: Sciurus carolinensis (gray squirrel)
Lineage: Eukaryota; Metazoa; Chordata; Mammalia; Rodentia; Sciuridae
Gene: Ptprq
Product: protein tyrosine phosphatase receptor type Q
Exons: 46
Coding region: 36-7160 (2374 amino acids)
Biological process (GO): protein dephosphorylation
Molecular function (GO): protein tyrosine phosphatase activity; protein binding
Source: RefSeq, a predicted model, not a curated record